GGGAGAUUAAAAAAAAUGAGAAAGAAAACGAAAAGUUCCCCAUUCAUCCCCUCCCGGCUCACAUCGAGCCUUCACAGUCCAGCCGCCGCCGCCGCCCCCGAUCCCGAUCCAGCCACACCUCGCCGCCCCCCACUGCCGCCGCCCCCAUCCCAUCCCACCUCCAUUGCCGCUUCCUCUCACCACCACCACGACUCCACAGUGCUGCCGCCGCCGCCCCCGAUCCAGUCACACCUCCACGGCCUGUCACCACCGCCGCCGCCCUCCUACUGCCGCCGCCCCUACCACACCUGCAGCGCCGCCCCAACCCACCUCCAUCGCCGCCCUCUCUCACCACCACCGCUGGUCUCCACCGCGGCCCUCCCCGCCACCACCGCCGGUCUCCGGUCUCCUCUCUCCCGCCCCAUCACCGAAUACACCCCACCACCACCGGUCUCCCUUCUCCCGACCCCAUCGCCUCCCAUCUUCUCCCACCUCGUCAAGGAUCCAUUUCAUCCGGGAACUGCGUCAUCUCUCCUUUUGUCCAGAACAACUACUCCAUUUGUUGUGAUUUCAAGGAAGCAAGGUGUAGAGGCCAAAAAUCCCGCUUGCAAUCUGAAGAUGUUGCUCAAAGUCACGGAGGUUCACGACCAUUCACGGAGUAUAGGCAAUUUUUGGAACAUAAGUUUGGACCUGAGAAUAAUGAACACAUAUGCUGUGAUGAAAUCUGGUAUGAAAAACCAUGAUGAAAAUGGCAAUAGUGGUGCAAUCAGCAGCCAGAAAGCACAAAAACGCCUUGAUGAUUAUUCUACUGGUAUGAAGGUAGCAUAUCCAGAGAAUUGGCAGGACAUAGAUUUGGAUGAAAGGGUCUUGUACAACACAUCGGGUGGCAUGCCUCAUGGCCGUGUAGCGAUUGCAUCUGGUGUUGUGAAGAAAGCUGUUGUUCUUUCUGCUGCCAGGGCAACAAAUCUGAAGCCAUCUAUUUCCACUGCUUACCGGAAUGCUAUCCAAGAGAAUGAACAAUUGCGUAGUACAGAUGAGAGUCUAAAAAGGAAAACAGAAAUUCAUGACCAAAUGUUCAAGAUGCUUUUUGCAAAGAUGGGAGAAGAGCUACCGGAGUGGUUCCUUCAGGGUCAAUCUAAUGCUCAUACACAGGGAAACACCAAUUCAUCCCAUGUUAGUUCAGGCGAUGGCCCUAUGGACCAUGAGGUCGGGCAUGACAAUAUUGAAGGCAACAAACGAUGGUGAGAACAUUGUUGGUGACGAUGACAAUCGUGGCUUCAAUCUUGACGGUGCCUCUGGAGGAGGAUCUCACUAGUCUACUUCCAUGUCAACUAAUGGUCUUUCUUGUAUUUUGGAUGUGUGUAGUAGUACCAUAUGCCACUAGCGAAACUUAGUUGCUUACCUUUUGUUGCAUUCACUUGUGUGAAGUGAUAUGUAAGUGAUGUUUUCCUGUAGUAGUCCCCAUGUAUUUUUCUACCAGUGUGUUGCCUUGUGCACUGUGAUGCAACAUAGUGCUACUGGCCAAACUACUAUCCAUGUAAAUUGCUAGUGUCCCAGAUAAUUAGUGGUAUGUAGUGUGUUGGUGGCUUGUAGGUGUGUAACAUAGUUGUAUGUUACUCUUGCUCAAAUGUAUAUAUUGAACUUCUAUGUGACGUGUACA
Messenger RNA from Triticum aestivum (bread wheat), 1639 nucleotides. Its product is annotated as wiskott-Aldrich syndrome protein family member 3. Gene Ontology annotation, biological process: transposition. The record is from RefSeq and is a predicted model, not a curated record. NCBI's taxonomy places the organism in Eukaryota, Viridiplantae, Streptophyta, Magnoliopsida, Poales, Poaceae. Bases 16 to 1224 code for a protein of 402 amino acids. The transcript has 7 exons.